Agelaius phoeniceus (red-winged blackbird) is the source of this 912-nucleotide messenger RNA. Its product is annotated as acrosin-like. Lineage: Eukaryota; Metazoa; Chordata; Aves; Passeriformes; Icteridae. The record is from RefSeq and is a predicted model, not a curated record. Gene Ontology annotation, molecular function: serine-type endopeptidase activity. Gene Ontology annotation, biological process: proteolysis; acrosome reaction.
AUGAAUUGGCUUGGCCUCCUCAUCCUGCUGACCGUGGCUGGGCUGGCGCAGAGCAUCCAGUACACCUGCGGAGGGAGCUGUGGGUUCCGAGUUCCGCCACCUGUCAACAUCCCCAUGACUUAUUCCUACGGCAAUGUGGCUUAUGACUACGGCAUGACACGCAUCGUGGGUGGUGCCGGUGCCGCAGUAGCAGAAUGGCCCUGGCUCGUCAGCAUCCAGCACCCAUGGGUACCAGGCCUGGGACAUUGGUGUGGAGGUUCCCUCAUCACUGCAGAUUGGGUCCUCACAGCAGCCCACUGCUUCGACAAGUUUGAUAACAUCAGCCUUCUGUAUGUGGUGAUUGGGGCCACCCAGUUGUCUCAGCCGGGCCCUGGGGCACAAGUGCGCAAUGUCAAGAAGGUGGUGAUACACCGCAACUACAAGCGUAGCGACAUGAGCAACGACAUUGCCUUGAUGCAAUUGGACCGUCCUGUCCUGUGCAGCUCAUACAUCCAGCUGGCCUGCCUGGCUGAACCCACCCUAAGUGUCUCAGAGCUGAGAAACUGCUGGAUUGCUGGCUGGGGGGCCACUACUGCAAGAAGUCUAGAUUCAGCUGAUCACCUUCAGCAGGCCAAGGUCAAGCUCAUUGAUCUCCAGCUAUGCAACAGCAGUGACUGGUACGCAGGAGAAGUCCAUCCCUACAACUUGUGCGCUGGAUACCCACAGGGCACCAUUGACUCCUGCAAGGGUGACAGCGGUGGUCCUCUCAUGUGCCAGGACAACAACGCUGCCUACUGGUGGGUCAUCGGAGUGACCAGCUGGGGGGAAGGCUGUGCCAGAGCAAGGCAGCCUGGAGUCUACAGCUCCGUUCAGCACUUCUAUGAAUGGAUCGAUUAUAAUAUGCGUAUAAACGCAGUUAAAAGUGCUCCUUGA